AUGCCACUCGUCGUUCCUGCACUCCGUCUGUUCAUGGUUUUUGUGAAUGUGUAUGACACGUACAAGACUCUCAAAAUACCACCUGGACGCAAGGGUGGCCUCCCUAGCAUCAGGGCAAUGACUCAGAGAAAGAGGGACCUCAAGGGGUGUCUUGCAGUUUGGGUUGUUUGGUGCUGUCUUGCAGCAUAUGAGAGAACGUUUGACCGUUUUGUCAGUUUCAUCGUACCGUUUUACAGCGAAAUCAAGUCAGUUAUGCUACUGUUUCUCCUGCUGACUCGCGCCAAGGGGGCUGAACCUCUCUACUUGCAUAUUCUACGCCCACUUAUCAAACCAUAUGUGGAUACCCUGGACCCAUUGCUUGACCUAGCAAGGGACAUUGGAGAUUUUCUGUUUGCUCUCUCACAAGUUCCGCUCAAUUAUGUACUCUCC
Molecule: messenger RNA, 429 nt
Organism: Suillus subaureus
Lineage: Eukaryota; Fungi; Basidiomycota; Agaricomycetes; Boletales; Suillaceae
Exons: 3
Source: RefSeq, a predicted model, not a curated record